UUAGAAAAAAGACGCGUUUUUAAACAUGUAAACAUCUAGUCUUUCGUGCAAAGGAAUUCAGUUUAUUCGAUAUUCCUUCAUGCAAACAAAUGUACCGAAAUAAUUUCAGUUGAUAUUUUCUUGUUUUUACAAAUAUUUUUAAAUACUCGUAGAUAAGUUUUACUAGAACACUUCGCAUCGUGAAUUUUAAAAACUGUUGUCCGAUUUUUAUUUAUAUUUUCGAAAUAAUUUGCCAAAGCUGAGAUAUUUAAAUUUGAUAGCUGUGUUAAUUGCGUUGAAAUCAUGAUCCAAAUGAAAUCUGUUAUCUGGACGUGUAUUCACAUAUUCGUAUUGAGCAUCGUAGUCUCGAGUAAAGCAGAAGGAGAACUGAGUAAAACCUUAAAUCAGCCAACCACAAAUACCAGCGGAGACAUCAAAACAAAAAUUAAUCAGAACUCUGCAAACAAUCCAACAGCGCCGAGCAGCUCCAAAGAUGCUGUAUCUGUAGCCCUGCAAACAAUAUCAUUUACAGAAUGUGAAGAAUACGCUAAUUAUCGAUACGUCAAAAAAUUGCAACCGCCAAUGGCUGGAAAUCCAGCACAAUCAUUCAACACAAUAGACUGCGCGAAUGUAGAACCUCUAAUCGUCGGAGGAAUACAAGCGAAACCUAAAGAAUACCCACACAUGGCUCUGAUCGGUUCUGGAAGCAGUUUCGAAAACGUUUCAUGGAAUUGUGGCGGCUCAUUGAUAAGUGAAAAAUUCGUUCUGAGUUCAGCACAAUGCGGCCAAAAUAUUCCUUCACUUGGACAAGCACAAUGGAUUUUAUUAGGAGAUCUGGACAGAAAUUCGAAAACAGACGACGCCAAGCCAGCUGUUUAUAAAAUAAAAAAAGUCCACCAACAUCCAAAUUUUACAUCAAAGUCAAUGUUAUACGAUAUUGCUCUUUUCGAAUUGAAUACCACUGUUGAAAUGAGUCCAUAUGUGAGACCAGCUUGUCUAUAUACAUCCACCUCUGUUCCGGUAAAUACUACAGGAAAGAUUACUGGAUGGGGAAGAACAGGUGUAGUCGACAGAAAAAGCAGCGAUCAUUUGUUAAAAGCCAGCAUUUCGUUCCUGGAUGAUAAAAAAUGCGUUGAAAAGUAUCCAAAUGAUAGUCCAAGAAAUCAACGAGUUGCUUACGACCCUAAUUCUAUGAUAUGUGCUGGAGAGUUUGUCCAUGGCGCGGAUACAUGCGCGGGUGACUCCGGAGGUCCACUACAAAAACCGGUGGAUAAGCAAGUAUGCAUGUGGAAUAUAUUAGGAAUCACAUCUUUUGGAUCGUCAUUUUGUGGAGAUAAGAAAACACCAGCAGUCUAUACCAAAGUUGCAUUUUACCUCGAAUGGAUUAAAAAUAUCGUGUGGACCUGAAAGAUGCUACAAUCUUAUCUUAUUAUUAAUACUACAAAAAAUUAUCUUUAAGAAAUUCGAAAUACAUUCGACCUUGUAUUAUCACUGUAUAAUAAAGCAUACAUUUUUAUCGUA
Messenger RNA from Planococcus citri (citrus mealybug), 1500 nucleotides. Its product is annotated as chymotrypsinogen B-like. NCBI's taxonomy places the organism in Eukaryota, Metazoa, Arthropoda, Insecta, Hemiptera, Pseudococcidae. Gene Ontology annotation, biological process: proteolysis. Bases 283 to 1386 code for a protein of 367 amino acids. The record is from RefSeq and is a predicted model, not a curated record. Gene Ontology annotation, molecular function: serine-type endopeptidase activity. The transcript has 8 exons.